Messenger RNA from Cercocebus atys (sooty mangabey), 4624 nucleotides. RefSeq names its product gamma-aminobutyric acid (GABA) A receptor, beta 1 (gene GABRB1). Gene Ontology annotation, cellular component: membrane; GABA-A receptor complex; neuron projection. The transcript is spliced from 9 exons. Bases 380 to 1804 code for a protein of 474 amino acids. Gene Ontology annotation, molecular function: neurotransmitter receptor activity; GABA-A receptor activity; extracellular ligand-gated monoatomic ion channel activity. NCBI's taxonomy places the organism in Eukaryota, Metazoa, Chordata, Mammalia, Primates, Cercopithecidae. Gene Ontology annotation, biological process: chemical synaptic transmission; monoatomic ion transmembrane transport; regulation of membrane potential. The record is from RefSeq and is a predicted model, not a curated record.
AGCCUUAGCCAGAUCACUGAGAGCCCAGCAAAAAAACAAAAACAAAAUCAGGUUGAGGGCAGAAAGGAAAUCAACAUAGCAACCUCCAAUGCAUGAAGGAAACUCCGUUUACACAAGCUCGUAGGAUCCCCUGCGUGGAAACAGCGGCUUGUCUCUGACUACCCGGAGGACACGGAGCACCCCAAAUAGGAACUUUAGAGGAAUUGAAAUCUGUUGCCUAUUACCGCUAGGAAUACUGUUUGCAAGGCACAAGGUGUCUUUUGGUAGUGAGCGCGCUCUGCGCAUGCGCAGGUCCAUUCGGGAAUUACUGCCCAGCAGCCGACUAAGUUCCAUUCCUUGAAUCUUCGCAGAAAAGACAAUUCUUUAAUCAGAGUUAGUAAUGUGGACAGUACAAAAUCGAGAGAGUUUGGGGCUUCUCUCUUUCCCUGUGAUGAUUACCAUGGUCUGUUGUGCACACAGCACCAAUGAACCCAGCAACAUGUCAUACGUGAAAGAGACAGUGGACAGAUUGCUCAAAGGAUAUGACAUUCGCUUGCGGCCGGACUUCGGAGGGCCCCCCGUGGACGUUGGGAUGCGGAUCGAUGUCGCCAGCAUAGACAUGGUCUCCGAAGUGAAUAUGGAUUAUACACUCACCAUGUAUUUCCAGCAGUCUUGGAAAGACAAAAGGCUUUCUUAUUCUGGAAUCCCACUAAACCUCACCCUAGACAAUAGGGUAGCUGACCAACUCUGGGUACCAGACACCUACUUUCUGAAUGACAAGAAAUCAUUUGUGCAUGGGGUCACAGUGAAAAAUCGAAUGAUUCGACUGCAUCCUGAUGGAACAGUUCUCUAUGGACUCCGAAUCACAACCACAGCUGCAUGUAUGAUGGAUCUUCGAAGAUAUCCACUGGAUGAGCAGAACUGCACCCUGGAGAUUGAAAGUUAUGGCUAUACUACUGAUGACAUAGAGUUUUACUGGAAUGGAGGAGAGGGGGCAGUAACUGGUGUUAAUAAAAUCGAACUUCCUCAAUUUUCAAUUGUUGACUACAAGAUGGUGUCUAAGAAGGUGGAGUUCACAACAGGAGCAUAUCCACGACUGUCACUAAGUUUUCGUCUAAAGAGAAACAUUGGUUACUUCAUUUUGCAAACCUACAUGCCUUCUACACUGAUUACAAUUCUAUCCUGGGUGUCUUUUUGGAUCAACUAUGAUGCAUCUGCAGCCAGAGUCGCACUAGGAAUCACGACAGUGCUUACAAUGACAACCAUCAGCACCCACCUCAGGGAGACCUUGCCAAAGAUCCCUUAUGUCAAAGCGAUUGAUAUUUAUCUGAUGGGUUGCUUUGUGUUUGUGUUCCUGGCUCUGCUGGAGUAUGCCUUUGUAAAUUACAUCUUCUUUGGGAAAGGCCCUCAGAAAAAGGGAGCUAGCAAACAAGACCAGAGUGCCAAUGAGAAGAACAAAUUGGAGAUGAAUAAAGUCCAGGUCGAUGCCCAUGGUAACAUUCUCCUCAGCACCCUGGAAAUCCGGAAUGAGACGAGUGGCUCGGAAGUGCUCACGAGCGUGAGUGACCCCAAGGCCACCAUGUACUCCUAUGACAGCGCCAGCAUCCAGUACCGCAAGCCUCUGAGCAGCCGUGAGGCCUAUGGGCGCACCCUGGACCGGCAUGGGGUGCCCAGCAAGGGGCGCAUCCGCAGGCGCGCCUCCCAGCUCAAAGUCAAGAUCCCCGACUUGACUGACGUGAAUUCCAUAGACAAGUGGUCCCGAAUGUUUUUCCCCAUCACUUUUUCUCUUUUUAAUGUCGUUUAUUGGCUUUACUAUGUACACUGAGGUCUGUUCUAAUGGUUCCAUUUAGACUACUUUCCUCUUCUAUUGUUUUUUAACCUUACAGGUCCCCAACAGCGAUACUGCUGUUUCUUGAGGUAAGAGAUUCAGCCAUCCAAUUGGUUUUAGGUCUUGCAUAUCAGUUUUAUUACUGCACCAUGUUUACUUCAAAAAGACAAAACAAAAAAAAAUAUUUUUUUCCAGUCUACCUUGGUCCAGGUUAUCGGCUCUGUAAGAGCUCUAUUAAUUGCCAUGUUUACAAACAAACAAACAAAAAGAGAGAAGUUAAAUAGGUAGAUCUUUAGCAGUCUUUUCUAGUUGCCCUGAAUUUUACUGAUUUAUUUUUUAGGGAAAAUGAAAAGAGGACCUUGCUGUCCACCUGCGCUACUUCCUGGUAAACUGUAACAAUCUUAUGCUGCCAAAAAAAACCCAAAAAAAACAAACAAAAACAAAAAAACAAAAAACAAACAAAAAACAAAAAAACAAUUUCCAGGAUCUCAGAAGAAAAAAACAAAGCCAUUGAUAAGUUACAGAUUUCCAGGAAGAAGGCAACAGAGAAAGGAGCUUAGAAAGGGAAAGAAGAGUCCCUUCUAUCCUUAAGUUCUCCCGUGUCCGUUGUAAAAGGGCUCCACAGCUCCAUAGAAGAGGAAAGGAAGGGCAAGUGCUAGUCAAGGUUACACAAUCCCAACCUGCCAUCUUCACCGCACCAUUAAGCUGGAUAUUCUGAAACAUGCUUCUUUCUCAGACUUUCCGGCAAAUUUUAAAUUAACAUUAGAAUCCAACCUGGUCGACCUGGUAGCCAUUGAGAACAUUUUUCUUUUCUUCUUGAGAAUAAGGAGGCAAUGGGAGGGAAUGACCAUUUUUCUAACUGGCCAUUUCAAACAUGCAGCCCUGAAUUCAUCUCAUCAGUCUGGAACCCCCUGAUGCUGUGCCAGGAAGCCAUGCCACCCCAGUUCCAUAGUUCCUGCUCCAGAGAGUGUGGGAGGAAGGGGAUGGUGAGCAAUUUUUGCUUGAGAAAAAUAUUGCGCUUGCCAUUAGGAAGGCAAGAUUUAUGUGCUGUGAAAAGGGUGCCUGGGCAGUUAUCUGAACUGCCAAAUCUUAAAUCAAAUAGUAUAUAUUUCUUUGCCUUCUAGAGAGCAGUAUCCAAUGGUGACAGGCUAGUCACACAGGCCUCAGCUGCCACUUUAUGGCUCUGCUCUCUGAGCUCUGCAUUCCAGACUGGAAUUAAUGCUUUGGAAAAUACACAAACACCCAUGUUGGUGUCAUUCCCCUUCAGGACCAGAUUUCCAUUUUAAAGAAAAUCUUGAAAAUAGCAGAACUACAGAUAAAAACAAGAGCAAUGACAAAAGCAGUGGAGCUUCCAACACGUGCACGAGUCCCUAAAGAACAGACCCUGUCUACACUCAUUAAUCACUGUCAUUGCUCCUCUGCCUUAUCUCUGCUUGUGGAUUACUCUUGGCCAUGGUUCUCAUAGAAGGGGCAUCCUUCAGUAGCCCAACAUAAUUCUAAACAUGUCCAACCAGCUACAGUUGAGAUUCUUCCCAUGUUAUGUCAUUGAAACCUUGUCCUUUUAUUUUUCAGCCUUAAUAUCUAAGAAUUCUGUGUGUUCAUUUGCAAGACUGAAUGAAACUGUAAGCUAACCAAACGGUGAUGCAGGAGGUUUGGGACCUGACCCAUGAGUGUGAAAUAAGGGUUGAGGCAGCAAUAGGGACAAUGGCCUGGCUUAAUGAUCUAACUUUUUCCCUAAGACUGUGAUGAGGGUCCAUGUUUAAAAUAGCAUCAGCUUCUGGAAGUUACAGACUUCACUGGACAGAUGAUGCUGAAUUUUUACUGAUGAGCUGAAGGGGAGAAAGUAAAGAUAUUCUUUUAGAAAGCAAGAGGAAAAGGGAACCUCAAAAUAAAUGAUAGUUAAGGCUAAAGAUAAUAUAUGUACAAAAACUCUGCUUUAACUAGAAAAAAUGAUCUCAAUGGUUUCAUGAGAAAAUAGUGGGGUUAUAGGGACCAUAUUUUUAUUUAGAUUUUUAGUUGUAUUAUCACGCUUUCCUGGUCAAGGAAAUCCCCAGCCUUAGGGCAUGAAGUCAUCCAUUUUGAAACUCUUUAGUCCCUUGGCAGGGUGAGAUGCUUUGCCAUCAUAAAAUGGCCAAAUAGAGUGGCAUGUGGCCACGUCAGUGAUUGUAAGGUUAAUAUUCCGUAAUGACGACAAAGGAACCACUGUGCAGCCAUUUAUUUUAAACACAGGAAGGAAAAUUGUUAGCUGAUGCCUAAUAAAAAUGAAUCAUUCUGGGUGUCAAAGCUCUUUUAAAAGCUUUUAAGAAUGAAAUGCUAAAUCAGAAAGGAAGUAUCUGUAAUCUAUGUUCCUUAACAAACAAUUUAUUUUAUCUAUUUAGAUUAUUCUUCUUGGGAAAGAUUGAGAAUAUUUGUAUUUUUAUUAUAUUUUUAUCUUGCCUUUAAAAAUCUAACGAUUUUGAUGCUGUAGUUUUAGAUGUAAAGCAUCUUCGAGAAAAAAAGAGAACAUUUUGAAUUCAUAUCUUAACCUUUGUAAAAUGUAAACUUAUUAAGCCUGAAUCUACCCAUCAGGCACAAAAUGGCGUCACCAUAUGCCCUCCUGGUCAGUAGAGGGGCCACAGUCAGCAUUAUGCAAAUCCUGUUAAAUAGCUGAUUUUAGACGCAAUGGCAGCCAGAAGAAUGGAGAAGCUGCUAAUAUUUACGGUUAAAGACCUCUGUCCCCACUUCUUUCUGGACACCUCUAGGCCAAAGUCUUCCCUCCUUGGCUCCACUCCUAGCCAAAUCCUCCCCUUUCAGGCUGAACAGUGAAUAGGAAAAAAA